Molecule: messenger RNA, 1732 nt
Organism: Cyprinus carpio (common carp)
Lineage: Eukaryota; Metazoa; Chordata; Actinopteri; Cypriniformes; Cyprinidae
Product: protein phosphatase methylesterase 1
Exons: 14
Coding region: 208-1335 (375 amino acids)
Biological process (GO): protein demethylation
Molecular function (GO): protein methylesterase activity
Source: RefSeq, a predicted model, not a curated record
CACGCCGGGCAAAAAUACUGGUGGGCGGAGAUUACUUGUGUGAACAUACUCAACAUAUUUCUCUGUACCUGUCUGUUGAUAUAGUCUGAUUUAUCGUUAAUUUGUAAAGUGUACAACUGUACUGUUUAUAGAAGAGGAGUCGUAUGGUGCAAAGAGGGCUAACGUUAGACGCUUCACGUGCUCAAAGUGUUCUGUUUUCCUCAAACCAUGGAGAAACAGUUGCAUUUGAAUUUGCUUGCCUCCAAACCCCCAGUGGCAGGUUUGCAGUCGGGAUCUAAAUUAAGAAUGGGACCAGGAAGAAAACGAGAUUUUUCUCCUCUGUCCUGGAGUCAGUACUUCGAAACCAUGGAGGACGUGGAGGUGGAAAAUGACAACAGCAAAGACACAUUUAGAAUUUACAGCAGUGGCUCUCAUGGUCCCGUCCUGAUGCUCCUUCAUGGAGGGGGUCACUCUGCACUGUCCUGGGCAGUCUUCACUUCUGUUAUAUGCAGCCGGAUUAACUGCAGGGUUGUAGCUAUGGACCUCAGAGGACAUGGUGACACUAAAGUAAAGAAUCCUGAUGACCUGUCUGCUGAAACAAUGGCCAAGGAUGUUGGCAAAGUGGUGGAGGCACUUUAUGGUGAAAACCCACCUCCCAUCAUGAUUAUUGGUCACAGUAUGGGUGGAGCAAUAGCAGUUCACACGGCUGCAGCCAAUCAUGUGCCAUCACUGCUUGGCCUUUGUGUUAUUGAUGUAGUGGAAGGUACAGCAAUGGAUGCCUUGAACAGCAUGCAAAACUUUCUGAGGGGUCGACCAAAAACAUUUAAAUCUGUGGAGAACGCAAUCGAAUGGAGUGUGAAAAGUGGUCAGAUCAGGAAUGUUGAGUCUGCACGAGUGUCUAUGGUUGGACAGGUGAAAAAAUGUGAGGAGCCAUUGAGUAGUCCAGGGGUUUCCAGGAGCAUCAGUGAAGGCAUUAUUGAAGAAGAAGAGGAGGAAGAAGAAGGAGGCGAAUCCAACCACAAAAGGAAGAAAGAGGAUGACCAAGAGAUGAUGAAGGAAUGUCUGUACACUUGGCGUAUUGAACUCUCAAAGACAGAGAAGUACUGGGAGGGCUGGUUUAAAGGGCUGUCUUCUCUCUUUCUCACCUGCUCUGUGCCAAAACUCCUCCUGCUGGCUGGUGUUGACAGGCUUGAUAAAGAUCUUACCAUUGGGCAAAUGCAAGGGGGGUUCUUGAUGUAUUUUUUGGUUGGUUUUGUCCAUGCUGUUCACGAAGAUGCCCCGGAAAAAGUAGCUGAUGCUUUAGCCACUUUCAUGGUCCGUCACAGGUUCACUGAAUUCAAAGAGGGUUUUCCCUGACGACGUGUAGCCUUCACUUGUAGUCUUCAUCCAGCGAUGUGUCGUCCCUCUCUGCUCUCCACUGGAGAUUACAUUACAAGCAAAACCAUGGUGACGCCUCUGCUGUCAACUCAUUCUUAGUACUUCAUUCUUAAAUUAUAUUCAGUUUUGUAUGACUUUAUGUAUGUUUGCUGUAAUCAUUAUGAUUAUCUCGUCUUUUUUGGCAGGAAAUAAUAAUACAAUAAUACUUAUAAUUUCAAAUCGUUAUGCAUAUUUACAUUUUUAUUUUCCCCCGCACUGAUUUCUUUUGCAUUUCCUCUGAUGCCUUGCUUGUUUGUUGUUGUAAUUAGGAUGAUUGCAUCAUGUUGUGUUCAAAGUGUUGGUCGUUGGAAAUAAUAAAAAGACACAUUAUAAGAAA